This is a messenger RNA of Triticum dicoccoides, 1180 nucleotides long. RefSeq lists its product as uncharacterized. The record is from RefSeq and is a predicted model, not a curated record. Lineage: Eukaryota; Viridiplantae; Streptophyta; Magnoliopsida; Poales; Poaceae. Bases 286 to 1020 code for a protein of 244 amino acids. The transcript has a single exon.
UUCUGCUUUCAGCGAUUCUGGUAUGUGUGGUAAGCCUGAGCAUUUUAGGGACAUAUUCCUCUUUGAGUCUUUUCCUUUUCUAAUUUUGAGGAUAAUAUAAAUAUAAUAUAUAGAAUUUUCGAUCCCUGUAUGGGGAUGUCCUAGUGUACAAUAAAUUAAUUUUAAACUUAAGAGAAAUAAACUACUCCCUAUGUUUCUAUAUGCGAGGCGUAUUUUGACCUACCCAAAUUCAUGCUUUGACCAAUAAUUUAAUUAAUAACAUGUGGGCUAUGUUUCACAAAAUUGAUGCCAUUGUAUUCAUAUUCAAAAUUUCAUGAUUGUUAUUUGGUACUCCGCCAAGGCGACCCUUUGUUGCUGAUGCUCUUCGUGAUUUUCAUUGACGUCCUGAACACUUUGAUUCAGCGGGUAGUCAAAGACGGGUUCCUGCAGUGCCUCACCAACCAUCAUAUUGCCUUGAGCAUUUCCCUCUUUGCCAAUGACAUUGUCAUCUUCUGUCACCUAGACGCUCAGGAUCAUGGCACGAUACAUGAGCUGCUUCGUUUAUUUCUCGAUGUGCUCCACUGCACCGACCCAAUGCCAGCCUGCGGCGAUGAAGCCAUCGGUGACGGCCUGUCCUGCCCCAUAACCAAUUUCCCCAUCCCAUAUCUAGGGCUGCCGCUGUCAGUUCGGCAAAUUCCAUCAUCCAUUCUCCAAGCGCUGGUUGAUCGGAUCGCAGGGAAGUUCACUACCUGGCGGGCAGGAUGUCUAAAAGGGGUAAAGCUUGUGCUGGCCCGACACAUUCCUAGUACCAUGCCAGUGCAUAUCCUCCUGGCCAUGGUACUAAAUCCGUCGAUUUUCAAGAAGAUUGACUGUAUCCAACUCGAAUUCCUCUGGUAUGGUCAGUGGGAAACUAGUUGUCGAGUGGAGGCCAAUGUUUCUCAACUGACAGCUGGUCUGCUGGCCGUUGGCGCUUGGCUGAUUACUGAUAGAAGCUCGCCAGCAUGCAUAUUUGAAGAUAAAGCAAAAUUAUUACAUGUUUAGUGCAGAAUGUGAUGAUAUCAGCAUCAUGUCAAAGUGCAAUAUGGUAAAUUAGGCUGAGCAUAAAAAAAUUGAACUUGACUAGAUUCAGGCUUGCUGCAAAACACACACAAAUUGGGCACACACCUUUAAAAGAUGCACUUUCCUUUUCAACUGACAUGUA